This is a messenger RNA of Lactuca virosa, 672 nucleotides long. The record is from the annotation of a GenBank genome assembly. NCBI's taxonomy places the organism in Eukaryota, Viridiplantae, Streptophyta, Magnoliopsida, Asterales, Asteraceae.
AUGGAUGAUUUGGAUAUGCAUGACAUCGAAAACAAUCAUCUCGAUGAAGAAAAUCAUCAGUUCGGUUCUAAUGAUUUAGAUAUUCUUCAUAACGAGGAAAAUCAAUCGGAAACCCAAGUUCUGGUGAUUCAGAGAUUCCGCAUAAUGAUGAAAAUCAAUUGGAAAUCCAAGUUCAAAGUGACAAUGUUGCAGCACAAUAUGGCUCUUGCAAACAAUUCAUUGGAGCUGAUGGUUCUUUCUUUUGGAUUCCAGAGCGGGGGAUUGCCAAACACUUCUACCUUAGACACGAUUAGUGUUGAUCAUAACAAGCAAUUGAGAAAUAGUAAUUGUAAACGCACAAAUUGCAAAGCUUUUGUUGCAUUCAAAGUUAUACCAGAUUCUUCAGAAGUUUAUCUGUGGCGCUUUGAACAACAACACAACCUCAAAUUGAUCAAUCAAGAUUGUAUGCAUCUUUCAAGAGCUAAACGUCAGUUGGAUGUUGUUGAUCAAGCUUUUAUACAUAAGCUUUCGAGUGCAAAGGUGGGGGAAACUACAACAUAUAGGCUAAUGUGCGUUAUAAAAGGAGGAUGUGAAUUUGUUGGUGGACUAGAGAUAGAUUGGAAAAAUUUUACAAUGGAUAUAAAUUGUCACAGCGGGGGCACUGAUGCAAAUUUGUUGAUUACAAAGCUUUAG